This is a messenger RNA of Lethenteron reissneri (Far Eastern brook lamprey), 2778 nucleotides long. RefSeq names its product crystallin mu (gene CRYM). Gene Ontology annotation, biological process: thyroid hormone metabolic process. Lineage: Eukaryota; Metazoa; Chordata; Hyperoartia; Petromyzontiformes; Petromyzontidae. Gene Ontology annotation, cellular component: cytoplasm. The record is from RefSeq and is a predicted model, not a curated record. Gene Ontology annotation, molecular function: thyroid hormone binding.
GAAAACGCUGCGAUUGCCACAUUGGGCAACGUUGUACCACAGCGUGUGCCAAACAUUUGGUGACGGUGCCCAGGCACCCCACGAGGCAAAGCAGGGCGUUGGUACAGACCACUCAUUGCAUUCCACUCAGCUCUCUCACUCUCUCUCUCUUGCCUUGACGUGUUCAAAGUUUAUGUCCGCGACCGAGCGAGUUGCAGAAGGAAAAACAAGCUAAAUAACUUCGCAAAACCUCACAGCCCGGUUGGCUUUGAGUGCUACUCUGGGGGAGAGCAAAGGACGGCAUGGCAGACCUGCCGACUUACAUUGGAGCGGAGCAGGUGCAGAGCGUGCUGCGCUAUGAUGCACUGGUGGCCCGUCUAGAGGUGGCGCUGGGCCGGUUCUCGCUGGGAGCAGCCGGUGGCGUGGUCCAGCCACUGCGAGCCAUCGUGCCUGUCAGCCCACAUUCGGGCUGUCUGCUGGUGAUGCCGGCCUACAGCGCCGGCGACGAGGCACUAGCCACAAAGCUCGUCACAUCUUACAGCGGCAACGCCGGGGGGCCCUUUCCCACCCACCAGGCCACAAUCCUGCUGCUCGACCCAGCCAACGGCUCCCUGCGUGCUAUCAUGGAUGGGAGAAUCAUUACGGAUAUGAGAACAGCCGCUGUGUCUGCCAUAGCUACCAAGUAUCUGUCGCCUCCUGAAUCCCGAAUCUUGUGCAUCUUGGGGGCUGGGGCUCAGGCUCACAGCCACUACCAAGUCCUCAUGCAGAUGUUUCACUUCGAUGAGGUGCGCGUGUGGAGCCGCACGUGGCAGAGUGCCGAGCGCUUCGCCGGCGCUGCCGGGGGCGCCGUGACACCGCACCGCUCCGCCGAGGAGGCGGCUCGAGGCGCCGACGUUAUCGUCACGGUCACCCUGGCGACGGACCCCGUUCUCCGCGGAGCCUGGGUCAAGCCCGGAGCACUGGUCAAUGUGGUGGGAGCGAACGGACCGACUUCGCGGGAGGUGGACGACGACCUGAUGAAGAGCGCCGUGAUUUACGUCGACUGCCGAGAGGCAGCGAGCCGGGAGUCUGGCGACAUCAUUCUCAGCGGGGCCAACAUUUUUGCCGAGCUGGGAGAAGUGAUUAAUGGCUCCAAACCCGCUCAUCGAGAGAAGACCACGGUGUUUAAAUCACAAGGGCUGGCAGUGGAGGAUGCUGUUGCAGCCAAGCUGGUGUACGACAGCCUGCAAUGAAGAAAAAUCUGUGAAUUACCAAUCAUAGUUACCAAUCAUCGGUGCCACUUACAUUUUGUGUCAUUCCCCUCGCUUAGUGUUCAACCGAAUCGGUCAUCGUGAGUUGCACUGCCCUUUGUAUCGAACUGCCGAUAACGUUUUGCUGUCGCCAACCUGACAGGUUAGACGUGAAAUGUUAUUGAUCAAGGGAGGAUGUCAAUAUGGAGCGAAUGUUUUUGAUCUUCAAAAGCGCCACGAAAGCCAGUUUGCUAGUCUUCCAUAACAACAAACUAUUUUAUUGACUUAAUCCGAUAAAAAAGUGGCUUUGUGUUUUACAGCCUACAGUCAAAACAAAGUGUCUCGCCAUUUAAAUGCACAGUCUAAUCCGAUUAAACCAAGACACCCAGGAGAUCCUAGAUUUGAAGCUUUCGUGACUGCAAGGAUUCAUACUCUUAGGUUUUUUCGGUAAAGUGACGUAGGUAAAAAUAAAUAAAUAAUAAAAGAUUUAUUAUUGCAAAUAAUAGAAGAAAUAAUAUAAAUAAAAUAAUAAAUCACCACGUUUCAGAGGCAACACAAGCUUCCGUCUUCAGGUGGAACCGUCACAGCACGAUUGCUGUAUCAAGUAACGUCGUGAUUUAUUAUUUUAUUUCUAUUAUUUCUUCUAUAAUUGUUAUUAUUUAUCUUUUAUUAUUCAUUUAUUUACUUUCACCUACGUGACAUUACCGAAAAAACCUCAGAGUAUGAACCCAGGAGAUCCUUUUUAUCUUUUCUACCUGCUACCAGAAUGCAAGUUUUGUUGUUGUUGCAAUGAACGGUCGCCACCUUGCCACGUGGGCUUUCCGGAGUUGUGUUGUCGUGUUCCCCGAUGACCUGCUGUCGGGUUGUACCCGUGUGUCGUUUGUCCGACGUUUCACUCAUCGCACCGGGAGCUUCAGUAUCGGCACGUGGAGCGAAACGUGAGGCAUCGAAGACGGCACACGGCACAACCCGUACACACACAUCAUGGGAGAGGUGGCACUUUAGUUUGAUUAUUUGAGUGAAGCAGCUAAGAGUAAAAAAAUGUUCCAAGUAUGUUUUUGUACAUACGUGGCACCUUACUGGUACAGAUCUGCCACUCAAAGUGCCAUCACAUUGAAAACCAACAGGACAUUAUGAAAAAAAAUCUGAACAAUGAGAAAUACAUUUUCUCUUUUUUUUGCUUAUGUUUUGUGCCCACAACGUGAACUGUUGUGAGCUAUACGAAGCCUUGGACUCAUGGUUGACUUUUGCAAACACUUCAGACAAAAAGGGCUGCCUAUAAAAUACAAUUUUACACGAUUAUUUUGAAAGUAUCUAUCGCAAAAUAUCAUUGGAAUUUGCAAUAAUCCGGUUGCACCUGUGAAAAUAUUGCGAAUAUAUUUUGUGUUUUCCCCCUGUAAUCAUAUUAAGUGAUCCUUUUAAUUAAUUUAGAAUACAGAAAGAUCUAAUGAAUACGGAAUUAAGACUAGCUUAUGUAAUGUGUAUCAUGGGGAACAAAUGUCUGUCUUCACAAGUUAGGGACUAAGAUUGUUUCAUUCGUGUUCUCUAACAAAAAAAAUAAUACAAUAAA